CACGCAUGCGCAGUGCGUGCUCUUCCCGAACGCUUUUCUCUUCUGCUCGUCCACAGGCGUCUAACGGGCGUCUUUUCGCACGCAUCUAAACAUGCAAGUCAAUUCCCGCUCAAUCUGACCUGCACGACAUCUCGCUGCAAUGCAAUGCAAGUCAAUGCAAUGUCUGCUGCAUGCAUGAGGGCUGCAUAGCUUGAGCUAGUGUUGCCCUGGCUAACCCUAGCUGAUCUGUAGCCAUAGACACCAUUUGAGAAUAUUUCAUUAAUAUUCACUAAAAGGUACCAGUAAUUGUAAUGCAUUUCUCUAAAAAAUGCUCAGUGUUUAAGGUGGUGCUCAGUGCGCUUCUCAUUGUUGCACUGUUGCAGCUUUUAUAUCUGUCUUUCCUUUCAAAACUGCAUGGCAAACAGCAGCGCUACAAGUAUUCAGAGCUGUUCGGAUCCAAAAAAACUGCAAACCAAGAUGAGAAGAACCCCAGGCGGGAACAUCUCCGAUACUCUUUAUCCACAGGCGGCAUCUUCGAUGGCAGCGGACAGUAUCGUGUGUAUAAGAACUUGAUUAAAAGUGACUUCUCCACCAAUCAGAAGCCAGGAGCAGAUCCCAGAUCGCACCAUCUGGCGUUGGCCACGCAUACGACGAUCAACAACCUUCACCAUUUGAGCUCUUUGCUUGAGCGCUGGCAGAAUCCUCUUUCUAUAGCGAUAUUCGCCCACGGACAAGAUGUCAAGUUCGCGACGGCCUUCGCCUACGCCCUCAGCUUGUUUUGCCCUCGAGUUCAAGCGUUGGUUGACUUCCACCUGGUCUGCCUUUCAGGAGAAACGGCCAGUUUUCCAGAGCAGGAUCGAGAGCACUUCGCUGGUCUCGAGGAGAAGGGCUGUUCCGGUGUCUUCGCGAAUCUCGAAUCCCACCGAGACAAGUACAAAAACUACGCCAUUGGAAACAACGUCUCGUACCCGAACAACCUUCUCCGAAACGUGGCCCGCAGCGGCACAGACUCGGCCUACAUCCUGGUCAUCGACGUCGACAUGAUUCCCAGUGCCAAUUUGCACCACCAGUUCGUGACCAUGCUAAUGAAACGUGAACCCGCCGCGGACGAGGUCCUCGUUCUUCCAGCGUUCGAGAUCAGGCACACGCGUAAAAUGCCCGGGUCGAAGCCAGAGCUGGUGCAACUCUACCAGGUCGGAGAGGUGAGGCCGUUCUACGAUGAGCUGUGCCCUCGCUGUCAGGCUCCCACCAACUACUCCCAGUGGGUCAACCGGGCCAGCCGAAGCUCUGGGCCGCUGGAGGUGGCGUACACCUUAAACUGGGCCGAUCCCUGGGAGCCGUUCUACAUCGGCGCUCGAUCGGUUCCUCUCUACGACGAGAGCUUCCGGCAGUACGGCUUCAACCGGAUCAGUCAGGCCUGCGAGCUUCACGUCGCUGGCUACCGGUUCUCCGUCGUGAGCAAUGCGUUUGUGGUGCACAAAGGCUUCAAGGUCCAGGGAGAGUUUCACAGCAGGAAGGACGAGGAGAACCGCAAGAACCGGGUCCUCUUCCGCAGCUUCAAGGAGAGCCUGAAGGACAAGUAUCCCAACUCUCCUCGCCACUGCUGAGGAAAGCUGUCAAUCAAUCCUCAAACACACACACACACCUUCCAGACGCUCAGAGGAAAACACUGACACCAAGGACCUGUUUGAAUUUACUCCCAUUUCAAAACAACAAACUCUACAGUACAAGAGAAUGCACAUCAUUUUAUUUAUAAUGCUUUUAAAGAGAAACUAAAUAAAAAUGUUUUUUUUUUUUUAAAUGUGUGACGCCUUUGGAUUGUGAGCUAAAGCUAUUUAUUGAUUUCGUUUGUCUUGUUCUCUGUAGUUUAAUGUAUUAUUUAACCUGAGAAAUGUUUAUGUAAGUAAAUAAGAGGUUAUGAACGUUGGUCGCACUAAUAAUAGAGAUGUUGUGACUGUACGGGUGCAUGUGUUCGAGUUUCUGACGAGACGGAUUAGUUUAAAGCUAUUAACAUAAUAGGGUUGAUAGGCCACCUUUAUGCUAAUGACGGCUCCAAAGACGCUCUAAGAACCUGAUGAUAAUGCAGCGUCUGAAAAUCAUAUUAGUGGUUUAAUUAUAUCUGACUUGUGGAUUAAGGGUAGAUAACAAAGAAGCAACAUUAGAUUAAUGCAGGAAUUUACAGGUUUUAGUGACUGAAUAAUGGACGAGCAAUACUGUGUGUGUCACUGAUAUUUACAUGAACUGUAAGAGAUUUGAAGUGUUUAACACUGAACGGGCUUAUUGGAAGCUAAAUUGAAAAAAUAUCCCUUUAUUUUUGGUUUUUUUUUUUUGCCUGUAUUUUUUCAAAUGAUAUCGAGUGUAUUUUUACAUCAGUUUACAAUAGAAUUAUUAUUUAUCCAGUUAUUGUCAUACUAGCUCAUUUUGGUUAUUUAACUCUUGUUUUGCCCUGAUAGUGUCAUGUCGUAUUGACAGCAUGAAUGUUGUGACGUUUGAACACUGGAAACCUUAUUGUGAUACUGAAGAGAAAAUGACUGUUUUAUAAAAUUCUGAACAUGUAAUUCUUUGAACAUUGUUUUUGUUAUCGCUGAAUGACAAAUGAGUUCUCCUGUUAUUAUUAUUGAUACUGACUUGUUCGUUUUGUAUCUUGUUACAUAAAUCUACAACAUUUGUGUUGGUGGUGAUCUUUAAGAUGAUCAGGACUAUCAAGGUCAAAGUUUAUUUAUAUAGCACCUUUUUUACAGCAUGAAUGUUGACCAAAAAUACACACAUAGUAAAACAGAACAUGUCAAAAAUUCAAACCAAAAUCCUAAAAAAUUAAAACAGAAAAUGUAUAAUAACUUAUUGACUCUUGUUCGAUCUUAACCCAGAUUAUGUGUUUUGUAUGAUUAAUUCUUUCUAAGUUAAGUUAAAUAUUCAAAUAUCCUGUUUUUUAAACAUAAAAAAGUUUUUGAUGGUGAUGUGAACAUUAAAGGAAUGUUCCAUUUUGCAAACAUUAUGGAAACUUUUUUCAAUGUUCUCUGAACAUUUUGAAUCAAUUACUAACAUGUAAAAAUGCAACAUGCAAGUCCAACUAAAAUGUUUUAGGAUUGUUCCAUAAACUAUUUUUUUUAAUAAUGUUUUGAGAAAAAAUCCUUUGAACAAAAUUCUAUUAACGUUACUGGAUGAACAUUUGUUCAUAACUUUAAGAGAACCUUGCCAGAACGUUCCCUGUUAGCCGACACAUUAAUCUUAAUUCCAGAUGUAAACAGGGCUUUAUGAUUAACAGUUUGGCAGUAAUGUUGAUGUAAUAUCUGGGUGCCAGUGAUGUAGAUCAUGGCCACAAAAAAAGGCUAAAUAAAUACAUUAAUGCAUUAAAAUCCCA
Molecule: messenger RNA, 3340 nt
Organism: Pimephales promelas (fathead minnow)
Lineage: Eukaryota; Metazoa; Chordata; Actinopteri; Cypriniformes; Leuciscidae
Gene: b4gat1
Product: beta-1,4-glucuronyltransferase 1
Biological process (GO): protein O-linked glycosylation via mannose
Cellular component (GO): Golgi apparatus
Molecular function (GO): glucuronosyltransferase activity
Source: RefSeq, a predicted model, not a curated record